AAACCCCCAAAAUUCCCCGCUCAACUCUCCCUUUUCUUCAGCACGCUGGCUGAAUUCGUCCAAUCCAACGUACGUAGCAGCAAAUCGGCUUGGUCUGAUGUUUUUAGAAGAGAACUGAGCGUGGCUGAGAUCUGAAAACUGAAAGCGUGGUUUUGCUCCUUUUUUCCUUCUGUAUUUCGCAAAAAGAAAAGAGGGAUUGGGCAGGUUUUGGUCUUGAUUAGCUCCAGGUUAUUGUCUAAAUUGUUGUUUUUGGUUUAAUUUUUUCAAGAAUCUACGCUGCUGCUUACACGCGGGGUGAGAUUUGUGAAACAGAUCAUCGGUUUUGAUCUGUCUGAUGCUUCGUGUUAGUUCUUACUUAGGCAUCGGGCGGAUCCGUGUAUGUUACCACUCAUGAACAUAUAUGAUUCAAGACACGUAACGACACGAUCGUCCGUAAGGUUUAUUGCUGAUUAUUUGCGGUGCUAUCCACCUUAUCUUCACGAGCCUUAGAGCAUGCAGAGGUAGAUGCAUGUGUCAUCUCUUGUAGUUGUAGUACGUAUUGAUCUAUAUUGUCUCACCCAAAACUAUUAACUCAUACUUACAUAACUGUAUAAUGGUAGAGCUAGUUGUUAAUUCCUCAUCCAUCAGUGUCACAGAAAAACGAUAGUUAUCAUCACGUUCUCAAAUAAAAAGGAGAUAGUUAUCAUCACCUAUGUAUGUUCAAUUGUUCAGAGUCUCGCACUAGAGCCAAGUUCAGAAAUGAAAAUGUGGCAGGACAAAAAAGGUGCCAGACCUACACCAGUGGCGCAUUUCUUGAGGAUGAUAACAUAUUUUAGCCAAGCCCCUGGUCAUUCAAGGCACACGAGGAAACAUGUAUUCAAAGUUUCUAGACAACAAAAUUGGAGAUAACGCUAACGUUGAAGCAAUUCAACAUAUGACUUCAAAAUUUCAGUAUAAACAGGAGAGUCUAUAAGAUCAUUCAUGUUAUUUCUUCACACCCUGUGAAUUCAACUCAAACCCCCUUCCGCCCGUGAGACGAGUCUAGCAAAACUCCGGUAAACAUAACAUUGCUAUUUGAACUUUUAGCGACAUAUGUUUCCGUAGUACAAUGUCAACUGACCUGCUGUGAAGCUAAUAAGUUUUUCUAUUGAAAAUGCAACACAAAUCCUGUUCUGGUUGACACACAGAUCUGGCAAAAGGAAGCUAAGCCGGUGUCAAGCUGAACAUGGCAAGCUGUUUCCCCUGCUUGAGCGCGAGGAAGAAGGAGGUCCCACGUUCUGCCCCGGCCAAUGCACACACCAGCAGCAUCCCUGGCGCCGUGGCACGAACUUUCUCCUUCAAGGAGCUCGCGGCGGCGACAAGAAACUUCAGCGAUGCCUGCCGCAUCGUUGGUCGGGAGGAUGGUCUUUAUAAAGGCUUCCUCAAGAGCAUCAAUCAGGUCGUUGCUAUAAAACUGCAGCAUGCUGUUGAUCCAGGUGGAUCAGCGGAGCAAGAUAAUACAGAGUUUCUUGCCCUUGCGCUGAUGAUGAGCGGGCUGCGCCACCCAAAUCUUGUCAAUCUUAUUGGCUUUUGUGCGGAUGGCCGUCACCGGAUCUUGGUUCACGAGUACAUGCCAUUCGGUUCUCUGGAAGAUCACCUCCACGGUUCAUCUCCAGGCAAAGCACCGCUGGACUGGAACACGAGGAUGAACAUUGCCGCCGGUGUGGUCAGAGGGUUGGAGUAUAUGCACGACAAAGGUGUCCUCUACCGAUGCGUCAAAAGUUCGAACAUCUUGCUCGGAGACGGCUACCGCCCAAAGCUGUCCCAAUAUGGACUGGCGGAGCAUGACCAGCUGUCUGCAGUGGCUGCUAUCACCCGCGGGACAUGGGGUACUAUGGCCCCCGAGACCGUGAUGACCGGGAAGCUGUUUCCGGGGUCGAGUGUUUAUGGCUUCGGCGUCGUGCUGCUGGAGAUGAUCACCGGGCGGAGGGCCACCGAUCCCCCCCAUGAUGUCGAGGAUCGGCACCUUGUCACAUGGGCCCGAACAAUGCUGAAGGACAGGAGCCAGUUCCGCCGGAUGGCAGACCCGGCGCUGCAGGGGCGAUAUCCGUCCUUGGACUUGCAGGAGGCCCUCGAAGUUGCUUCGGUGUGCAUCCCACAAAGAUCAUGCCAUGAGAGCGCCCAUCGGCACCGUCGUCACGGCUCUGUCUCGCCUCGCCUACGAUUUUGAUCCACCCGAAUCAUCACACCACGCGGCGCCUAAUUAACUUAGGAGGCAAAAGGUGUCGUGUCAUCCAGAUGCGUCGAUCAUGAAUUCAUGAUCAAGUUGCUUGAUAUGCUAUGAACUGUGACCGGCAACAAGUUGCGUCUGUGAUCGUUGCUUGUUCUAGAAUAACUAAUGCUUGGCCUGCAUGAUUAAGAAUGUUCAAAACACACUCCUGUGUAACUGGCAGAGGUUAAUUGUCCAGUAGUGGUGGAUUUGGAAAUUGUGUUGGCCCCAGAGGUGGAGCGAAGUCAAGAUAUGAGCAAGAACCAGGAUUAGGCAAAUUAGCAGACGCAUCAUCAAGGCCCAUAUUACUAUGGAAAACAUAAACAAUUAGUUAGGCAAUCAUUUAUAUUACUAUGGGUGCACCAUUGACUAUCCUCAAAACAAACAAUAUCAAGUGAAUAUCCUCUU
Molecule: messenger RNA, 2635 nt
Organism: Triticum aestivum (bread wheat)
Lineage: Eukaryota; Viridiplantae; Streptophyta; Magnoliopsida; Poales; Poaceae
Product: probable serine/threonine-protein kinase PBL7
Exons: 4
Coding region: 1205-2188 (327 amino acids)
Biological process (GO): protein phosphorylation
Molecular function (GO): ATP binding; protein kinase activity
Source: RefSeq, a predicted model, not a curated record